Messenger RNA from Magallana angulata, 1317 nucleotides. RefSeq lists its product as uncharacterized. Lineage: Eukaryota; Metazoa; Mollusca; Bivalvia; Ostreida; Ostreidae. Gene Ontology annotation, cellular component: cytosol. The record is from RefSeq and is a predicted model, not a curated record. The transcript has a single exon. Gene Ontology annotation, biological process: deoxyribonucleotide biosynthetic process. Bases 1 to 1317 code for a protein of 438 amino acids. Gene Ontology annotation, molecular function: ribonucleoside-diphosphate reductase activity, thioredoxin disulfide as acceptor.
AUGGCUUUCUUAAGCAGUGAUAAUAAAGACAUAGCCCAACCAAUGGAACUUUCGCUCUUUGCUUCUCCAACUAAUCAAGUAGCAGUCGAAAAGGUGUAUUUUACAGAAGCUAGACCGAUUUCCAGUAUUGGAGUGUCAGAUACCCCUAUAGAAAUAGUGGUAUCUGGAUCCGGAGCCGAAUACAUAGAUUUAAAGAAAAGUCGAUUAUAUGUGAAAGCCAGAAUAUUGAAGGCUGACGGAACAGCGCUGGCGACUAGUGAAAAGACUGGAAUCAUUAAUUUACCUUUGCAAAGUAUGUUUUCUCAGAUGGAUGUCUACCUAAACAAUAAGUUGGUUUCCUUUAAUACGAAUAAUUACCCUUGGAAAGCCUAUCUGAAAACAGUCUUGUUUGGUGGAAAAGAGGAAUUAUCAUCCCAGAAACAGUCCGAGCUGUUUUUUAAGGACGAGGGAUCUAUGGGUGACGCGAACGCCUACAAUGGAGGCAAUGCUGGGCUAGUUUUGCGCUAUGGCUAUACACAAGAAAGUCAAGUAUUUGAACUGGAGGGUAACCUAAUGGAGGAUAUUUUUGAUAUCGACAAAUACCUGAUCAAUGGCGUAGAUAUCUACAUCAAGCUGUUCAGAUCUAGUGCACCUUUCGUAAUAAUAUCAGCACAGGACUCUCCGGCUUACAAACUAGAAUUACUGGAUGUUGUGUACAAAGUUGCCAAAGUGCGAGUAGAUCCUGGUGUUCUGUUGAACCAUAGUCAACAGAUAGAGUCUACCCCUGUGAAAUACACCAUCUCAAGAAAUGAAUUAAAAAUGAACACCAUUCCUAAAGGGUCUACCGAAUUUUACUGGGAUAACAUUUUCCCUCAGGCAGUACCCGACCGUAUUGUUGUAGGUUUGGUAGAUCAGAAAGCUGUAAAUGGAGAUUACACAACAAAUCCGUUUAAUUUCGAGCAUUUUGGUUUAACAGAUGUAGGGAUAUACGUGAACGGAGAAAGCGUCCCAGGAAGACCCUUAAAAACCGAUUUUACGGCAGGGCAUUAUUCGACAGCAUAUGCCCGGCUGUUUGAGGCUUCUGGAAAAUGGAAUCAGGACGCCGGUUUAGUAAUUACUCGAGACAACUUUGGAAGUGGAUACUCGCUAUUUGUCUUUUCUAUAGACCCCUGCGGGUUCGGUGAAGAAUAUUUAAAUCUGAUAAGAAGAGGAAACACCAGACUCGAACUUAAGUUCAAAGAAGCAACAACAAAAGCUGCCAACGUUUUGGUAUUUGCCACCUUUUCCUCUUUACUAGAAGUGGACAAGACCCGGGACAUCAAUUACAUUCAACCAUGA